This is a messenger RNA of Cannabis sativa, 4119 nucleotides long. RefSeq lists its product as uncharacterized. Bases 1 to 4119 code for a protein of 1372 amino acids. The transcript has a single exon. Lineage: Eukaryota; Viridiplantae; Streptophyta; Magnoliopsida; Rosales; Cannabaceae. The record is from RefSeq and is a predicted model, not a curated record. Gene Ontology annotation, molecular function: RNA-DNA hybrid ribonuclease activity; nucleic acid binding.
AUGAAACUCUUAAGUUGGAAUGCACGGGGUUUGGGGAACUCGAGUGCAUUCCGUCGUCUUCGAUUGCUUAUUCAUGAGCAAUCUCCUCAGGUGUUGUUUCUUAUGGAAACUAAAUUGUGUGAUGGUGCUCUUUCUCGUUUUAAGAAUCUUUUAAAUUUUAGUAAUGGCUUAGAAGUUGCUCGGGUAGGUUUGAAGGGGGGUCUUAUGUUAUUAUGGCAAGAUGUUGUUGAUGUAACACUUUUAUCAAUGAAUACAAAUCAUUUCGAUUGUUAUAUCUUGUUUGAUGAUGGUCCUCGUUGGCAUUUUUCUGCUCUUUAUGGUUUUCCUGAAGCUGUUAAUAAGAAGCAUACUUGGAAAUUAAUAAGAAGAUUGGCUGAUGUCUCUCCUCUAGACCCGUGGCUAUUAAUAGGGGAUAUAAAUGAAAUUUUCUCAAAUGAACAUAAAAAUGGUGGUCCUUUAAGAGAUGACAAUCAAAUGCAAGCCUUUCGUACAACUUUGGACCAAUGCUUUUUGACUGAAAUCCCUGCUGUUGGUGAUGAAUUUACAUGGGCUAGGAAUCGAAAAAGUGCAUCUAGCUUAAAGGAGAGAUUAGAUUGGUGCUUCAUUAAUCAUGUAUGGAGAGAUAAUUUUGUUUGGCCAAAAUUGUCACAUUUAGAUUAUUAUGGAUCUGAUCACAGAGUUUUAUUGGCUGAAAUAGACUUCAAUUUGACACCACCUGCUCAAGCUCCAAGGAAAACACGCUUUCGUUUUGAACAGUUUUGGUUGAAGGAUAAAGAGUGUUCUGAAAUUAUCUCUAACUCGUGGCUACAUUCAUCAGAAACAGACCCAGCUACUCGUUUAGUGUCCUCUUUACGUGUUUGUGCUAAUAACCUUCAUGAUUGGCAUUAUAGGAAGUUUGGAAAGAUGAAACAAGACAUCAAACUUGCUCAAAAAACUGUCCACGGGUUGAAUACAUCUGCAAGUUCAGACCCAGAUUUCUCUGCAAAAGUGCAUUCGGCUGAAUCUAUAUUGGAUGAAUUGUUGGCUAACGAAGAGCAAUAUUGGCAACAACGUUCACGGGUUGAUUGGCUUCAAUCGGGAGAUCGUAAUACCAAGUUUUUUCAUUCCAAAGCCACAGCUAGACAUUCAAACAAUAGAAUUAAAGCACUUACGGAUGAUAAUGGAAACACAGUUACAACAAAAGAAGGCAUUUCAAGAGUGGUGGCUGAUUAUUUUCAAGAACUUUUUACUGCUUCCAAUGAAGAUCACUGGGCUUUAACUCAUGUUCUAUCAACCAUACCAACAACCAUUUCGGAUGAACAGAAUGAUUUCUUGUCUCAAGAUUUUACAGCCUCGGAAGUUCUUACAGCAUUGAAGACUAUCGGUUCAGAUAAAAGUCCAGGCCUAGAUGGGAUGUCAGCUAUGUUUUAUCAUCACAAUUGGAAUAUUGUUGGGGAAUUAGUGACUCAGGUGGCUCUUGAUGUCUUGAAUAAUGGAACCAAUCCUGAAUCUUUCAACAAGACUCUUAUCACUUUGAUUCCUAAGAUUAAAAAGCCUAAGACCAUGAAGGAUUUCCGUCCAAUUAGUCUCUGCAAUGUUACAUACAAAAUAAUCUCUAAGAUGCUGGCCUUGCGAUUUAAAGAAGUAUUACAUUCUGUUAUUUCUGAAACACAGAGUGCAUUCCUUUCAAAUCGCUUGAUUACGGAUAAUAUUCUUGUGGCUUUUGAGAUGGUACAUAGCUUGAAGCACAGAACUCGUGGCUCUAAGGGGUUUGCUGCUCUCAAACUUGACAUGAGUAAGGCGUUCGAUAGGGUGGAAUGGUCUUUUCUUGCUGCAGUUAUGGGGAAGAUGGGUUUUGGUAUUAGAUGGAUUUCUCUCAUCAUGACAUGCUUACAUACAAACUCUUUUUCUUUCCUAAUCAAUGGAGAAGUCUCGGGUUCAGUAAUACCUCAGCGUGGGUUGCGUCAGGGUGAUCCACUCUCCCCAUAUCUAUUUCUCAUUUGUUCUGAAGGGCUUUCGCGAUUGUUGCAACAUGAGGAACAGAUUGGUAGACUUCAAGGCCUGGCUGUUUCUCGACAUUCACCAUCCAUUACACAUCUUUUGUUCGCUGAUGAUAGCCUCUUAUUCUGUCAAGCCAAUGAUAGAUCUUGUGGUUCCAUUAAGCGUGCUUUGGAUGUAUAUCACCGUGCAUCUGGACAACUUUUAAACACGGACAAGUCAGUUAUGUCCUUCUCGCCUAACACUCCUGAAGCUGUUAAGCUUUCCUUUCAACAAAUUUUAGGAAUGCCGAUCUGUGCUUGUCAUGAAUCUUACUUGGGACUCCCAGCUUACAGUGAAAGAGAUAAAUCCCAACUCUUCAAUAACAUAAAGGAAAGAAUUUGGAAAUUAAUGCAUGCUUGGAGUGAUAAAAUUUUCUCCAUUGGUGGAAAAGAAGUGCUUUUAAAAGCUGUGGUACAAGCGAUUCCAACAUAUGCUAUGAGUUGUUUUCGUUUGUCCGCUAAGUUUUGUAAGCAAAUCGAAACUAUGAUGGCAAGAUUUUGGUGGGGAUCUUCAACGGAUAAUAAAAAGAUACAUUGGAAGAAUUGGAAGUCUCUUUGUACUUCUAAACGAGAUGGUGGCUUAGGAUUUCGAUCAUUUGUACAUUUUAACCAAGCUUUUCUAGCUAAACAAGCUUGGCGGAUUUUUCAAACUCCAAAUUCUUUGCUAAGUCGUGUCCUAAAGGGUCGAUAUUAUCAUCAAAAUGAUUUUAUGACAGCAAAGGUUUCUGGUUUAUCAUCCUUGACAUGGCAGGGCAUCGUUUGGGGCAGGGAGCUGUUAAGCAAAGGUUUAAUAAUUAAAAUUGGAGAUGGUAUUGGUGUGAAUUGUGCUCAAGAUUCAUGGAUUCCAGGCAAUGAAUAUUUUAAGCCUCUGCGUUUCACAGGCAGCUGUAGCAACUUGGUAGCAGACUACAUUACUGAUACUAGGGAAUGGGAUUUGGAGUUGCUUCACAAUGAUUUCUCACCAGCGGAUAUUGAUAGAAUUUUAACCAUUCCUUUGUCUUAUAAUUCCACAUGUGAUCGAUGGAGAUGGCACUAUGAUUCCUCUGGGGACUACACAGUCAAAUCCGGGUAUAAUCUAGCCUGCUCACUGGAAAACAAAGACCACUCUUCCAGUUCUACAUCGCAGGAGGCAUGGUGGCAGCUGUUUUGGGGAUUAAAUCUCCCAUCUAAGGUGAGAAUUUUUGGCUGGAGAGUGAUCAACUCUGCCUUACCAGUGGCACAAAAUCUUUUUCAUAGGAAAGUGAUUACCUCAGCCACCUGCUCACUUUGUUCAAGAGCAUGGGAAUCUAUUGGACAUGCAUUAUUUUCUUGCUGUCAUGCCAAAUCAGUUUGGCAGCAUACCAGUUUUCAACUUGAUUUUACGAAGGCUGGUUUCAUGAAAGAUGGUGACUACCUACUGUUUCUAUCCACAAUUCUAACCAAAUCUGAACUGGAAAAACUAUUUUGCACUAUGUGGUUUAUUUGGUCGGAUAGAAAUAAUUAUAUUCAUGGCAAACAACUCAAGCAUCCAAUGGCUAUUUCAUCACAAGCUGAAGCUUAUUUGGUUAAUUUUCACUCUGUGAAAUCUGCUACUGCACCAGCAGUUUCGUGUGUGGCAGCCGAUGCAGGACCUGUGAAAUGGGUUCCUCCUACUGAAUCAAAUUUAAAAAUGAAUGUUGAUGCAGCACUUGAUUCUUCGAGGAAUAAAAUAGGUAUUGGUGUGAUUAUUCGGGAUUCCACUGGUCGGGUUAUAGCAGCUAUGUCCAAGCCUGUUGUUGGCAAUUUUAAAUCGCAAGAAAUGGAAGCCAAAGCUAUGUUUUGGGGUCUCCAAUGGGCUAAACAAUUGCAGCUGCAGCCUCACAGUGUGGAAACUGAUUGUUUGAUGUUAGUUCAUGCUCUUCAAGGCAAAAAGUCACAACUCUCUAGCUUUCAUGAUUUAGUUGAAGAUAUUUCUUAUCAUUUAUCCUCUUUCUCUAAUGCUUGUAUAUCUCAUGUUAGACGGGAUGCUAACCAAGCCGCCCACGGCCUGGCAAAACAAGCUUUACAGUUGGAUAAUGAUUGUAUAUGGAUAGAAGAAAUUCCUUCUUCCAUUUUCUCUGUUGUUGUAAAUGACACUCUUUGA